CUUGGCUGCGAAUAUAUUGGUGCUCUGCCAUACUCCGAGAAAUAGCGGGGACGAACUGCAGACGCGUUACACUACUGUGCAAUAUAAUAUAUGAUAAAUUUUGUAGGCUGCAACACCUACAAAAGCGCAAAUUACCUCCUGCGACCAUGACACCAGAAUGUUUUGAGGAUAAAUUUUGUAGCAUCAAGGACGAGUGUACCCAUCUUCAUUCUUCAUGCGUCUGCCAGAAUUGCUGCAGAAACUGCAAGAUCUUCUUCGGCUUCUUCGUCGUGUCGCUCUCGUUACAUGUCGUCACGCUGUCGUGCUUUCUCGACCUACGAUCCGAAUGGAAACGCGAACUUCACACGAGACGCGGCGAUAUGGAGAGAAGAGCAGAUCCUGAAGAACUAAUAUUCGUUUCUGAUAUAGAGAUCUCAGCACAAAACCAUGAUUUCACUGACCUAACAGAAGAAAAGAGAAUCAGUUUUUGGCGAACAAAAAGAGCAACCAAAGAAUCCAACGGAAAAAGGAAAAAAGGCAGGAAAAGAUCACAAGGCACACCUGGUCCAACUGGGCCUCCAGGUCCUCCAGGGCCACAGGGACCCCCUGGCAUUCCUGGUAUUCCUGGUAUUCCUGGCAGCAAUAGUUUAGGACCAUUAGGUCCCCCUGGACCCCCAGGUCCAAGGGGCCCUCCAGGCCCACAAGGGCCAGCAGGAUCUGUUGAUAAAACCAAAGCAAGAGUGUUACAGCCUGCUGUUGUUCACUUGCAAGGCCAAGAGACAACCAUAUUAGUAAGAGAAGAUCUUCCAGAGGGUUUGCUGAAAAACUGGAAAACUGUCUCAGUGCAACACAAUGUUUUCAAGAUGCACUCGCGCUCUGGAGAGCUAGAGGUGCUCAUGGAUGGCAUCUACUUCAUCUAUAGUCAGAUCUACUAUCUCAACUUCACGGACAUAGCAAGCUACGAAGUGCUGGUGGAUCGCUUACCAUUUCUGCGCUGUACAUGUAGCAUUGAGACUGGACAGCGCAAGUUCAACACGUGUUAUACGGCUGGUGUGAGCAUGCUGCGUGCCCACCAACGCAUCUCCAUCCGCAUUGUUUAUGAGGACUUGUUAAUCAGCAUGACUGAUCAUUCCACUUUUCUGGGUAGUGUGCGCCUGGGAGAUGUGCCUUCUUCUGGUCACUCUAAAACACAUAGAACAUUAUCACCUUAUGUGUAGUCAUCAUCCAGUCAGCAUUUCACUUAAUGUCACUAAAUAUUAUGCCAGCAUUAUUAAUAAGCAUAAUAUUUAGUGCCAUUAUGUGCCAUCUCUGUCUUCAAAGUAAACUUUUUAGUUAAACUGGAGAAAUCAUUUUACACUGUACAUACAAUUGUUUUCUCAAUGUAUAUAUGUAUAUAAAAUAAAAAAUAUUUUUGUACAAUGAUUCAAGUACAAUAAAUGCUUAUGUAUACCUUAUGUGGACUGUUGCUUUAAAAUGUGCAGAUGCUAAACAAUCUGUCUGUGGAAAUUUAAAGGAACCAGGAACAUUUACUGUUAAGAGGUAAUAAAAUUAAACAUGGCUUCAAAUCUUUUUUUACCUUUCAAAUCUUUCUAAUUCUCACUCUCAUGUUAAAUUGAAAAUUAUAUGAUUUUGCAACUUGUGAUUAACAAAGCCUAAUAAUCUCAAUCAAAUCCUAUUAAAACCACUGACUGCUCCAUAUACUGGACCACUGUUAGACAAUGUGCCUGGUUUACUGUAUAAAUAAACAUAACCUGAUGGAGAACAUUGUAAACUUAGUUCCAGCAGUAUCCCAGCACAAGGUUUAAAAACUUGCCUCCAGAGGCUUAACUGAUUUUGGACAUAUUUGGGAAAUAAAAGCUUUUUUGUUAACAUUUAAAGAAAAAGUCCACCUGGAACAACAUGCAUAUUGUACUACAGUACAAUUCUUAACGCUGCCCAUUCCCA
Messenger RNA from Pangasianodon hypophthalmus (striped catfish), 1923 nucleotides. Its product is annotated as ectodysplasin-A. Gene Ontology annotation, molecular function: death receptor binding; tumor necrosis factor receptor binding; death receptor agonist activity. NCBI's taxonomy places the organism in Eukaryota, Metazoa, Chordata, Actinopteri, Siluriformes, Pangasiidae. The record is from RefSeq and is a predicted model, not a curated record. Gene Ontology annotation, cellular component: membrane. Gene Ontology annotation, biological process: immune response; animal organ development. The transcript is spliced from 8 exons. Bases 147 to 1196 code for a protein of 349 amino acids.